CAUCGGCGCCGCCCCAGGUCCCACGGGCUCGCUCCCCAGGACCCUCCCCCUCAUGGCUGCCCUGCUGCGUGACCCACGCAUCCCGCUCGGAGCAUCCCCGCCGGCGGCCCCCCGCCUGCUUCUGCUCCUGCUCCUCCUGCCCCCUGCCCAGGCUGCCCCCGGGGCCCACGGACGCCCCCUGAGCAAGGUCGUUGCCUUGAACGUGAACGUGAACGUGAACGUGGCCUGUGGUCGCCGUUACAUACAGGGGAAGAUUGUGGGGGGCGUGGAUGUCCUGGAGAGGAAGUGGCCAUGGCAGGUGAGCGUGCACUACAGAGGCUUCCACAUCUGUGGAGGGUCCAUCAUCAGUGAGUACUGGAUCCUGUCGGCAGCCCACUGCUUCGAUAGGGAUAAGAACAUUGUGGCUUUUGACAUGUAUGUCGGCCUGGUGGACCUCAGGUUUGCCAGCAAUCACACCCAGUGGUUUGAGGUGAACAAGGUGAUCGUGCACCCUACAUACCAACUGUACCACCCUGUUGGAGGUGACAUCGCCCUGGUGCAGCUGAAAUCUCGCAUUGUGUUUUCUGACUCUGUGCUCCCUGUUUGCAUCGCACCCCCAGAUGUGAACCUUCAUAAUGUUACUUGCUGGGCUACAGGAUGGGGACUCAUCUCCCCACAAGGCUAUGUCACAGACCACCUGCAGGAGGCGCAGAUGCCUCUCAUCUCAUUGCCACUGUGCCAGCUGCUCUACGGACACCUGUCGUAUAUUAUGUUGGACAUGCUGUGUGCUGGGGACAUCAGGAACGUCAAGACGGUGUGCGAGGGUGACUCUGGGGGUCCACUCGUCUGUGAACUCAACCAUACCUGGUUGCAGGUUGGAAUAGUGAGCUGGGGCCGCGGUUGCACAUACCCUAUGUACCCUGCGGUUUACACUCGAGUCUCCUAUUUCUCAAAAUGGAUCCAUUAUCACAUAAAGAACACACCCCCACCUUCUCAGCCGCUCCCGGCCCUCUCCCCCAUGCUGGGGGCCACCAUCAGCAUCCCUGUGACCAUGCUGGCUGUCCUGUCAACCUUGUGAGGGCUACGGCCCGCAACCUCUGCCCCCGUCCAGCUCAGCCUCUCAGGUUUCCACACACCUGAGCAAGGCGAGGGCCACCAGCCAGGCCCUGAUAUGGGGCCGGGUCUCCGAACAGAAGAGAGGGCUCAGUGCUCUGGGCUGGAUUUGGUAAGAUAUUAAAGGUUUACCAAGCGAGCAUUCCAGAAAUCCUGUGUCAUCUGUCCACCCAGAGCACAGGCUCCCUCACGGAGACAGAGUGUAUCCAUCAGUUGGUGCUUGGUGGCCGUGUCAGGGUGAGAAGCAUAGACCCAGCUGGCCAUCCAGAGGGGAUGGCCACACAAGUGCUGGCGUCCAAGGGCAACUAAAGCCUGGCAGGUGGAGGGCCAUUGUCUCACCUGGUCAGAUCCCCCAAUACCCAAGAUUUUGUAAGUGCCUAGAAUUCCACCAUGACGAUUGGAAGAUGUGAGCUGAAAGUGCACACACAGAAAGAACUAAGAAGAUGAAAGCAGAAGUCCAUGUGCCAAAUGCCAGGAAAAUACCAACAUUCUCAAAAUCUGGUUUUCAAAAAAAAAAAAAAUCAAAAAACAAGAAAUCACUAAUCUAAUGAAGAUAUGAGACCAAAAGUACACAAGACAAGAAAUGACAAG
This is a messenger RNA of Canis lupus familiaris (dog), 1683 nucleotides long. It is a transcript of the gene PRSS38, whose product is annotated as serine protease 38. The transcript has 5 exons. Gene Ontology annotation, biological process: proteolysis. Lineage: Eukaryota; Metazoa; Chordata; Mammalia; Carnivora; Canidae. The coding region runs from base 53 to 1057 and encodes 334 amino acids. The record is from RefSeq and is a predicted model, not a curated record. Gene Ontology annotation, molecular function: serine-type endopeptidase activity.